GGUGAGGAAGAGGAGGAUGGGAAGUUAGUUCCUCUGCUCUCCGACAAGAUGAACAGCUCAACGUUCACUGUGACUUUACUUUGACUGGAGGUUUUUUUUUCCAGAAAACAUAUUUUGGCACUUUUUUUGUUCUUUUCCUGCUUUGCAUAUGUUUAAUCCUCGUUUUGCAAAGUCGCUCUCAGCUGGAAGAUGUUGCUCUGCUGCUGGACAUGCACCGUUUUCCUCCUCGGCCUGCUGAGCUCCUCCUCAGCUGACGAUGCAGCAGCGGAGGACUUCGGAGGAGAGUCUGGCUCCGGGAUGCUGCAGGCAGAUGAGGUGAACAUCCUGCAGGAACUUUCUUUUCAAGUGUCCGACAGCAGAAACGCCUCCAUGAUUAAGGAGGCCGGCAGGUGUCCGGUGCUACAGGUGGGACAGUAUUCAACGCUGGCUCUGCCUCUGAGACAGAUCUUCACCGAUGGGUUUGAGGACGAGUUCAGUUUACUGGUGCAGCUGCGAAGCCCUCAGAGGGAAGAGUACAGCGUCUUCACGAUGCUCAGCCCUGACAGCCACGUCACGAUGCAGCUGCGGAUCAGCGCCGUCGCCGUCAUCUUCAUCGGAACGCAGCAGCGACACUACGAGUUCCCAGUUAGCGGUCUGUCCGAUGGAAAGUGGCACCAUGUGGCCGUCGGUGUGUCGUCCAGGCGGCUGGCGCUGUACGUGGACUGUUCUCUGGUGGAGAGCGUGGAGUGGGUUUACCACGGGAUGGGCAUCGGCAACGACGGGCUGCUGAUGGUCGGAGGCAUCAGUGAAGGAUUUGAGACGCCAUUUGAAGGUCACAUUCAACAGCUGUCCUUCCUGAUGGGGGACCCAGAUGCCGCCCAGCAGCACUGCAGCCACCACCCGCCCCGAUGCAGCGCCGCCGCCUCCAAACCUCCUCGCUUUCCACGCACCAACAACGCCCUGGAGAACAUACUGCUGUCCUCAAAUGACCUGGAGAACCUGCUGGGGGAUCCCGGGGACGAGUCCUUUCUGAGCUUUGGCCGAACCAAUGCAUUCCUGCGACGGGGAAGUGCUCGAGGGGACGGGACGCUGCCUUCCAGACCCAAUCGCAAAGGUUCAGCAGGUCGUGGGGACGUCUUUCUGGUGGACGAGGACACCGACUUGUUGGAUCCAAUCUUUCAAAAUGGCGGCCAAGUGGACCCUCAUCGGAAACCUACCAGAAAUGGACCUAAGGGGAAGCCUGAGCUAUCAUCUAAAAAUCAGGAGGAGAACAUUACAACAGAGAAGAAGACAGAUUCUGGUGGGAGGACUUCAUCGCUGUUCCCUGGAAAACCUUCCAAUGAUAUCAUUGACUUAGACAUCAGAAGUUCCUCUAAGAAACCCUCACUAGGGUCUCCUGUGCUUCCUAAGGCCCCUUCAGAUCCCAGAACAUCCACAGACCCCAACAAACCAAGAGAAGAGACCAGAACUGUUUCACCCACAUCUCACAUCAUUGUUUCUGCUCCAUCUGCAAAGGUGGAGGAAGGAAAACCCAUCACCACAAAGAUCCCCACACACUUUGAACAGCCAGACAAUGAUCACACUGGAAUAGUCACUAUUGUAUCCAGAGAUGGAGACCUAGUUCAGGGAUCGGAUGGUAAAAUCUACCGGCUCCAGAGGGGACCACCAGGCAGAAUGGGUCCUUCGGGGCAAGAGGGCUGUCCGGGCGAGCCUGGCCUUCCCGGGUUUAAAGGUGAUAAGGGGAAGACGGGCCCUGAAGGGCGUCCAGGGAAACAGGGGGAGUCGGGACUUCCUGGACCGCCGGGGUUACCCUCCCUGUACCUGUGGAAAAACACCGCUGAGGAAUGGGCGGCAUUCCAGCAAACCAACUUCUACCAGAUGCUUCUCUCUGGUUGGCCUACUAAAGAAGGCCCUGCAGGACCACCUGGAGAGAUGGGCAAACCCGGCUUACAGGGGCCACCUGGUGAACCUGGAGAGCGAGGACAACCAGGGAUGCCAGGAGAGAUGGGAGAUAUCGGUCCCAGAGGUCCUCUAGGACGAGCAGGAACCCCGGGGAGAGACGGGGAAAACGGGGAAGAUGGUCAGCAGGGGUCACCUGGUGCUCCUGGACCACCGGGCCUUUGGGGUUACAGGGGAGAACGAGGAUCCAAAGGGGAAAAAGGUGAUGAGGGUCUCCUUGGUCUCAGUGGUCCGAGAGGGGAAGUUGGUGAACCUGGCGAGAAGGGCUCGACUGGUUUUCCUGGUCCACCUGGUCUUAUCGGACCACCAGGGCCUCAGGGGGUCCGAGGUGGCUCCGGGCCAGAGGGGCCUCCUGGACCUGAUGGGGAGAGUGGAUUAGAUGGACCUCCAGGUUUUCCAGGGCUGCCGGGUGCACCAGGUGUUACAGGACGAGUCGGCGCUCAAGGAGUUAAUGGAUCAAGGGGUGACAUGGGUCCUGUCGGCAGCGUCGGCCCCAAAGGCCCUCAGGGGCCUCCAGGUUUGGAGGGACAGAUGGGACCUCCAGGACUCCGAGGGCCCCAAGGACAUCCAGGGCUGACAGGAGCUGCUGGACCUAAAGGAGAUCCCGGGCCAGUGGGGCCCAUGGGUGCCCGAGGGGAUCUUGGCUUCGAGGGUCCAAUGGGUGCUCCGGGGAAACAAGGCCACGUGGGUUUUCCUGGACUAACUGGUGUCAGAGGACCAGAUGGGGACAAGGGGGAUCCAGGACCGAAAGGCGACAAGGGUAUUCAGGGGGCAGCAGGUAUUAGGGGUCCUCAGGGAGAGAGGGGCCCCAUCGGCUUCCCAGGUUUCCCAGGAGCAAAGGGCCAACCGGGCACCAGAGGCACCGAGGGCACAAACGGUGAAACUGGUCCUCAGGGGAAACAGGGCAGCCGAGGGUUGAAGGGGAACAGAGGACCAGAUGGACGAACUGGCAAACCAGGACCCAGAGGGAACAAGGGUUGGGCUGGUCAGAAGGGUCACCAAGGGCAACCAGGCCCAUCGGGUUUGCCGGGCCCACCUGGACCUAAGGGAGCAGAAGGAAAGCCUGGUACACAGGGUCCCUCGGGUGCAGCUGGCAGCGCUGGUAGUAAAGGACCGACGGGCUUUCAAGGAAUAGCUGGAGACAGAGGAGCAGAUGGCCUGCCAGGUUCUCCGGGCCCACUGGGGAAGACGGGGCCUCCAGGUUCUCCAGGACCCCCCGGAGACAAGGGUUUUACAGGGAAGCCGGGCUUGGAGGGACCUCAGGGCCCAGUAGGCAUGUAUGGAAUCCAGGGGAAUGUGGGGAUGCGAGGACCUCCAGGUUUCAUAGGAGAAAGGGGUGAGGCAGGCCUACGAGGUUUACCUGGAGCUGUUGGGAAGCCGGGACCUGCAGGUCUGCCGGGUCCUCCAGGAGAAAAAGGGCCUCGGGGACCUCAGGGUCGACCUGGAGAUGAAGGACCUAGAGGGAUACCAGGAGCAUCGGGGCCUGCGGGUGUCCCAGGUUCUAAUGGAGCCACAGGAAAACCUGGACCCAGAGGAAGUAAAGGACCUCCUGGACCUCAUGGGCCUCAGGGGCCAACAGGAAUCCCAGGUCUGCAGGGUGAUGAUGGAUUAUUAGGAGCAGCAGGAGAAAAAGGACCGAAGGGUUUACCUGGACCACCUGGUGAUUCAGGGCCUCCAGGACAAGACGGACAACAGGGUCUUCCAGGACAAACGGGAAUCGAAGGUCCACCUGGAAGAAAAGGAGACCAGGGAGACCUCGGUCCUUGUGGGAAAACUGGACCUCAAGGGCCCCCCGGAGAGAGAGGACACGAGGGCAUGAAAGGCCCCCCGGGGCCCCCUGGAGCAGCCGGUAAAGAGGGGGACGUCGGUCAUCCUGGAGAACCUGGAGAACCUGGACCCCAAGGAGACAAGGGUGAGCUUGGACCUCCAGGUUUGUCUGGUCGGGAAGGUCCCUGGGGAGCCAUUGGAGACAAUGGAAACAGAGGUCCAAAGGGGGAGAAGGGCCACAUUGGACUGAUGGGUGAACCGGGGCUGAUGGGAGAACUGGGUCCUGCAGGUCUACCUGGGUUACAGGGAACCACCGGCCCCCGGGGGCCUCCAGGACCAGAUGGACCUCAGGGAGAAAAGGGGGAGUCUGGGCCUGUUGGAACCUCUGGACCUCCUGGAUCAGAGGGUUUGCAGGGGUUAAGUGGACCACGAGGUGUCAGAGGAGACAGUGGGAGACUCGGACCACCUGGUCCGGUGGGACAAGUUGGACCUCAGGGAGACCAGGGAGCUAAAGGAGAACCUGGGAUACAAGGAGAGAAGGGAGAACCAGGAACUCCAGGACCCCCAGGAGAACAGGGUGAGGAUGGUCUUCCAGGAAUCCAAGGUCCACCAGCUCUGCCAGGGUUGGAGGGGCCUCCUGGAGAGAUGGGACUCCAGGGUUCUCCGGGUCCCACCGGAGCUCCUGGAGCUCAAGGAAAACCAGGACCUGAAGGAAAACAGGGCAUGAAGGGGGAGAAGGGAGACGAUGGUGUGAUUGGACCCCCGGGGAAAACUGGUCACAUUGGAAGGAGGGGGAAACGAGGGAAGGCUGGAGCCAGAGGGACCAGGGGAGACCGAGGACCAAAGGGUGAAGAGGGAGACAUAGGAGCAGUUGGCGUACCCGGGUGGUCGGGCCUCAUCGGAAUCCCUGGUUUACGUGGAGAGUCGGGGGAUCAAGGUGACAAGGGGAAAGAGGGUGAGAAAGGAGACAUGGGACUGGAUGGACCUCCUGGACGUGAUGGAACGAAGGGUAUCCGUGGUGCUGUUGGAUUCCCGGGUCCACAGGGCAUAAAGGGAGAACAGGGAAACAUUGGUCCACCGGGGUCGAGGGGGACGAUGGGGAUGCCUGGAUUUCCUGGUUUGUUUGGAUUAAAGGGUUUGAAAGGUUACCCAGGUCUGCCUGGACUUCCAGGCAGGAGAGGGCUGCCGGGUCCACCUGGUGUUCCCGGACCUCCAGGAAAACCUCUGAACAUGACUUUGACUCAACUCAAGGACCUGAUGUAUUUGUCCGAUAAGCCCAACUACCCUCUGAUCCAGACGCUGCUGGAUUCUCUGCAGCUUGAGCUCCGGCUGCUGCUGGAUCCUCCUGAUGGCAGCAAAGAGCGUCCAGCCACCACCUGCCUGGAGCUGUGGAUCUGCCACCCCGAAUACAGCAGCGGAAUGUAUUACAUCGACCCCAACCAGGGCAGCCCGGCCGACGCUCUGCUGGCCUACUGCAGCUUCACCUCCACUUCAAUAGAGACCUGCCUUCAUCCUCAGGACUCUCAGCUGCCCAUGAAAGCCUGGAUGGAGGAUUUUUCUGAAGAGGGAUCAUUUCAGUGGCUCAGCAGGCUGGAUCGAGGGUUUCAGUUUUAUUAUCCAGGUGCCAACGUGGUCCAGUUGCGUUUCCUGAGGUUACACAGCAGCACCGCCAUCCAGAAGGUGACGUAUUCCUGCCAUCCAGGACAUCGACUGGGCCAGACGGACCGAGACGUCAAGUUCCUCACAGACACCAGGAAGCAAAGUUACCUUGGAGCACUGAAAGAUUGUCAGCCUGGAGAGGAGACGCUUUCUGGUCCUCGGGAGUCGGUGUUUGAGUUUGAGGACCUGCAGCUGCUUCCUCUGAGGGACGUGGCUCUGAUGGGAGGAGGAAACUUCAGCCACCUCUUCGGCCUCACAGUCGGUCCGGUGUGUUUCAGCUAGAAGUCGCUAACCUCCGUUGGAAACACGGAGACGACGACUGCAGCUCCCACUUUCUGAAGAUCAUCUUCCCCUCCAGCCGUCGGAGGAUCCGAUCUGUCGAGUUGAGUGACUCCGUCUGAAUGAAUUUCAAAGGGCACACGUGCGCUUUUUUUAUGUCACGGAGAAGUCAAAUUUGUUUACAGAGACAUUUAUCUUGUAUUAAAUAAUUUAAUAAUGUAUGUUUUUUAUCCUUUAUAUACAAUGUUCUUUUUUUUUUAAUGUUUUUGUUGUGUAUUUAGGGAUUCUGUCAUAGCUUUCAGUGUGUAUAUAACUGACCUUCUAACAAUGUGUUCCUGCACACGGCUCCUCGUCUGUUACUGUACUUUCGUACUGUAGGUGAACCCACGUUUCACUUUAACUCAAGGUGCUGAUCAAGUUUUAUUAUUUAAUCCCAAAGCCAGUAGAUCUUACUUGUCGAUAUGUCAUCUUGUCAAAAUACAAAGCAUUGGUUCUUGUUUUUUUUUUUUUUUUCACAUAAUUGUAUUUCUCAGGUACUUUAAUGACACGUGUGGGCGCCAAAUGUGCCUCUUUGUGUUUGGACUUUGCAAGUGUUCAGAUGAGAAAAGUUAAAGGACAAAUCCACGAAAACCAACAACGCAAUAUUGAUUUUCGAAGAGUUAUUCAAAAAAACUACACCUCAUCACCACAAUCUGUAGUUUCUAGUCAGAAAUGCUCACCAGGGGCUGCAGUGAAAACCAUGUUUGCAAAUGCACACAGCAGGAAGUUAUUGGUUUAAAUCCCAGCCACGGAGCUUCACUGCAUGUUGUUCACACUCCUCGCUUUCCUCCAAAUGUCAGAACCGUCUCCACAAUUUAGCUAAUAAAUGCACACAAAAAAAACUUAAAAAAAAUCCUGGAACAAAAAAUAAAUACCUAACUGAAGGCUGUACUACGAAGCAAGAUUAGUGGGUUAUAGCAGGUAUGUGGAGCUUAAAGUCAGAGGUGUCAGUGUUUGUUGGUGUUGGAUAACCAUGGUAACUGAUGCUGCACAGUUACAUCACCAUGGUAACUGAUGGUUGACCUGCUUUUGACAUGGUUCUGUUCAGAGUUUUGGCUUCGAACCUUCCAUAAAAAGCGUUUCCCCCUCACCAAUUCGUGACGCAGAUUCUCCGCUGAGGCAAUGUUACAGCAGACGAACUGUAUGCAUCACGUUGCCGUGGUAACCCGAUGCAGAAAAUGCAUCGUUGUGUUGUUGUGUUUGGCUCUAAUUUGCCUCCAAGAGCAUUUUCCACUGCUGGUGCUGCAGCUAAUCAAACACAGAGGAGAAAAUUCAUUAGUAUGUUGGUAUUUAUCACAGAGAAUAUUCAACCAGUGACAUUAAUUUGACCAAAAACUUCCGAUUAUCCUUCAUUAUGGAGCACUUUUAGACCUAAAUGCACUCACUUUGUAGACCGUUCUGUUCAACUAAAUAAAGUUUCAGAGCUCUAACGUGCAGCCGUCGUCUUCUCAAUAAGUGGUAAAAUAAAUAUGUGAACUUACAUGAUUGAAUUUUAUUUUACCAGCAGUCCUCUAUUGUGUCAUGAUAUAUCUUAAUAUUCCUCAUAGCUCCCUAUCAUAACAACCCAUUCCUUUUACUAAGGUAGGCGGCACCUGAUUGGUCCAUUUAGUGCAAAACCAGAGUCAAAAUGAUUUCAAUUACCUAAAAUACCUCCAACAUUAUUUAAAACUUGUACAAAUUGACACAAAAAUUGUCCCAAAUGAAGCAAAACCUGUCCAAGAUGACUGAAAAUUGUCCCAAAGGACUUAGAACUGGUCCAAGAUUAUUCAAAAUGACUUAAAUGACCUAAAAUACACCAAACAAUAUUUAGAAUGUGUCCGUGAUUACAUAAUAUUUUUCCAAAAUGAGACAAAAUUGUCCCAAAGGACUCAAAAUUACUUGAAUGACCUAAAAUACAUCCAACAUUUUUUAAAACUUGUCCAAAUUGACACAAGAAUUGUCCCAAAUGACAAAAAACCUGUCCAAGAUUACUGAAAAUAGCUCAAAACCUGUAUAAAAUGACUUGAAAAUUGUCCCAAAGGACAUACAAUCUGUCCAGAUUACUCAAAAUUUCAUAAAUUACCUGAAGUACACCAAACUUUAUUAAGAAUGUGUCCAUGAUUACAUAAUUUCUUUCCAAAACAAGACAAAAAUUGUCCCAAAGGACGCAAAACUUGUCCGAGACUAGUCAAAAAGACUUAAAUUACUUAAACUACUACCACAGUGAAUGCAUAAUCCUGACAGUGAGGCACAGAGGUGGAAAUCCCUUUUUAUCCGAGUCUGGAGAAGAAAACUGGGUUAACGAAGAAAGUUAAAAACCACUCAUGAUAUCUGUAAUCUCUGAUGCAAACAAAACCUGACUGGUGUUAAACUUGCUUCUCAAUGCAGCUCUGUGGACACCAAAUGUAUAACUCUCAGCUCUAAAAUUGUCCAAAUAGCUGAUUUAUUAACUCCUGAUUGAUUAUUGGUUGCUCCAUACUGCAGUGCCAACACAUAUCUGGGAAUUAGGACGCUAAACACCACUUUUAUUAGCAGUUUCUCAGUCUUUAGAGGGAAACAGUGGAGUUUAACAGAGCAGGAAAGUUGUGAAAUAUUUAAAAAAUAGAGCAGGUUUUGCUCUUUUCCUUUAAUUUGAUGACAGGAAGUGAAUAAUAUAAAAACACCUGAUUCUUUAAAGCGCCAAAUAGAUGAACUCUUGCAUCCUUUCGCUCAUAAAAUGAUAAACAUGGUUCAAUCAUUGAUCUUCAUUCAACGUUAAACCCUCUGGUCAGCUGCAUAACAUUAAUGCAGCAGCUUUAUAGGAUCGCCACAGGCUGCAUUAACCAGUGGUGAGUUAGGGGAGCAUCUGACAUGAGGAAAAUGCAUAAAAAGAAGAAACAUACAUAUUUAAUUUUUAAAAAUCCUAUGCGAGGAAAGCCUGGCAUGAACACAACAUCUGGGGAAUUAACAAAAGUAACAAUUCAGCCUGAUUAAUCGUCUGUUUUUCACAUUUUUCCCUGAAGAUUUUUGAUCGUUGCUGCUUUAAUAAAAUUUGAACUCAUGAUGUUUAUUAAAUGCGUUUUUUUUUGUUUUGUUUUUUACCAAUCCAGUUAAAAUAAGGCGUGUUAGGAAUGUGACAAGUGUUAUUUUAUGUAAAGCUGAGGUUAUUCUACACAUUUUCCCACUUCUUCCCAGAACAGAACUGUAAUUUCUCCCACUGCUUUGUUUAAAUCAUGCUUUAGUUUGACGCUAAUAUUAAUAAACCGGCCCUGCAGAGCUUCUUUGCCCUUAAAUACCCGACCUUUUACUGCCCACUUAGCUUUUAGCGAUCGCUGUCGACCUGAAUUUCUGCUCCAUUCCAUCUGAGGAGCGCUGGUGUCUGGUGGAAGAGCAGCAAACCUCAUAGCCAGUCAGCAGUGGGAGAUGUUCAGUCUGCAGGGAGAAGAUUUGAGUUAGAUCUCAGGGAGUUAGUGGUGAGAGCGUAUUUAAUAUGAUCCACCACAAACAGCAUCUCUGCAGCUGGAAAGCUUUCCUUCAUUUUCAUGCAGUUUCUGAGGAGAACCAGAGCUGAACAUACAGCUGAUGUUGGUUCUGGCCCUCAUGUUUAAUUUGCAAUAUUUCCUCUUUUUUUUUGUAUUUAGAUUUGUCCCAGCAUUUCAUAUGAUUGCCUUAGCUGGCUGAGACUGAUCAUUGUUCCUUUACAUGUUUUGUACAAAUUAUCCCUCGUUAAAAGUAUGAAACGACAUGCUGGACAUCUGUCUUGUGUGAUCCCUCCGUCAGCUCCUUCAAAGAAUUUGUGUCGGCUGAAUUAAAACAAAAAUACUUAACCAUA
Molecule: messenger RNA, 9472 nt
Organism: Amphiprion ocellaris (clown anemonefish)
Lineage: Eukaryota; Metazoa; Chordata; Actinopteri; Pomacentridae
Product: collagen alpha-1(I) chain
Exons: 68
Coding region: 190-5646 (1818 amino acids)
Molecular function (GO): extracellular matrix structural constituent
Source: RefSeq, a predicted model, not a curated record